Messenger RNA from Trypanosoma conorhini, 1113 nucleotides. Its product is annotated as P-nitrophenylphosphatase. The coding region runs from base 1 to 1113 and encodes 370 amino acids. Gene Ontology annotation, molecular function: phosphatase activity. The record is from RefSeq and is a predicted model, not a curated record. The transcript has a single exon. Lineage: Eukaryota; Euglenozoa; Kinetoplastea; Trypanosomatida; Trypanosomatidae.
AUGACAGCGUCGGCGCCCAGAAGAACUCUCACGGCGACGGAGGCGGCGGAGCUGUUGGCCUCCGUGCGGUACGUUCUCCUCGACCUGGAUGGCGUGGUGUGGACCGGGCAGCACGUUGUGCCGAAUAUUCCGCAAACCCUGGCCUACCUCCGCUCGUGCGGAAAGCAGAUUCGCUUCCUCACUAAUAACGCCAGCGUCUCUCGUGCCGGCGUCGUGCGGAACUUUCAGAAGCGCGGCAUCGAAGGCGUGCGGGAGCACGAGGUGUACAACAGCGGCUUUGCCGCUGCGCUGCGGCUGCAAAGCAUGAUGGCCGCAGAGAAGAGCACCGGGCCGGAAAGGCCGCUGGUGGAGAGAAACGUCUUUGUUAUUGGCGAGGACGGGCUCCACGAGGAGAUGCGGCGGGUCUUGGCCCCGGGGUACGUCACCUACGGACUCGAGCUGCACGACGCAGAAAAGUGUGGCGGCUACGACGCCAACGUUGUGGCGACCGCGUGGCGGCAGCGCGUUCUCCCGGCGCCGCUCCAGCCUUCUUCCUGUGGGGGCGCAGCGGCAGGCGAUGGUGCCGAGCGCAUCUCGCUCACCGAUCUCUCGCCCGCCGCGGUGGUGGUGGGGCUUGAUCUGCAUUUUAACAUGCUCAAGCUUGCCUGCGCCUCUCUCUGCCUACAGGGGCGGCCUGCGGCACAGCCAGCGGGUGCCGCCCCAACCGCCCCUGCGUAUUUCAUUGCCACAAACGAAGAUCCUCAGAUUCCCAUUGGGGAGGACGGCACUCUAGUCCCAGGCGCUGGUGGGAUGGUGAGUGCCCUGCGCAUCGUCUCCGGGCGCUCCCCUGACGCGGUCUGUGGCAAGCCGUACGUGGACAUGGCGAAGAUCCUCUUCGAAGCGGAGGGAAUCACGGACCCGCAGCAGUGCCUGAUGGUCGGGGACAGGCUGACGACGGAUGUGGCCUUUGGGAACGCGGCCGGCUGCAAGACGAUGCUUGUGCUGAGCGGAGCGGAGAAGAUGGACGACGUCAGGGAGGCGGAGCGGGGCGGUCACGUGUCGCUUUUGCCUGACUUUAUCGCGCCGUCCCUCUCCAUCUUUUUUGCCUCCCGCGUAGGCGCACGACUGGGUUGA